UCUGCUCUGCCCAGAAGCUCAAAAAAACAGGGCCUAAGUAGACUAAUUAGUAAAAAAAGGUAGUAGUUGUUAGAAUUAAUCAGUUUUAGGAGUAGUAAUUAAUAACUUUUUUUUAGGGGUAGUAAUUCACAAAAACAUCUUUUUUGAGGUAGUAAUUAAUAAAUUUUCCGAAACAAAAUUAAGGAUUUUUAAGAGAGUUAAAAAAAAAAAAAAAAAAAACCUCAUAAAAUUGUAUUUCGCCUCGUUCAAAUUUCAACUUUUCCGCGCCUCUUCUCCUCGUCUCACCUUCCACACACAACACCUCUCAACUCAUCUGAAAAUCCGGUGGAAAACAAAACCAGAUAUGGCCGUCACUUCCACCAACAUCAACCAAGCUUUCUCCUUCACUAGUGACCCUCUUCUUCCAUGGCUACAUUCAAUUAAGAAGGGAUUGGACGAUUUAUUUGCAGAUCAUAGUGAAGAGAACAGUUUAGCUGUUGAUAAGCUUGUUUCUGACUGCAUCAGAACAUUCAAGAACAAUCCUCGCUAUCAAAAUGAUGUUCGAUUUCUCAAAGUUUGGUUUCUCUAUAUGGAUUGCUGCAGAGAUUUCCAUAAUGUUUUUAAAGAAAUCGAGGAGCUUCAGAUUUGUCUCGGUAAUUCUGUACUAUACGAAACGUGUGCCGUGUUUUUGGAAGCUAAAGGGCAAUUAAUUGAUGCUCAUGAAAUCUAUCGUUUGGGCAUUUCGAGGAAUGCUGAACCUAUUGAAAGGCUGAAGAAAGCGCACAAAUUGUUUCUUGAGAGGAUUUCAGUUGUACACAAGGCAUGUUCUAUUCAUCAGAAUGUUCAUAAAGAUACAAAGAAGCUUGGACAGACUUGUAUCAACCCAUGGUCGUCUUCCACCAUUGAUGAAGUUUUGCAGAAGAUUCUUCCUCAUUUAGUGAAAUAUGAAGGAUACCAUUUUAGCUCAAAAAACUUUCCAGGAAAGGUUGCUUUGUCUACAUUACAAAAAUCAUCUAGGAAUAAGAAAAUAAAGAUAGGUGGAAGGGAAUAUCUGAUCAAAGGCUGUGCUGGUCAUGGUGGAUUUGCCCAAGUUUUUAAAGCUUGCAUUGACUCUGACCCUGAUGAAAUUAUUGCACUUAAGAUACAAGCACCUCCUUUCCCUUGGGAGUUUUACAUGUAUCGUCAGCUUGAUCAGCGUCUCCCAACUGAGAAAAGAUCCAGGUUUGGAAAUGCUCAAAGGAUGCAUCAUUACUCAGAUUACAGCAUACUUGUUUGUGACUAUUUGUCACAUGGGACCCUUCAUGAUGCAAUAAACUCAUAUAUAGUUGUUGGGGCAUUUAUGGAAGAGGUGUUAUGUAUGUAUUACACAAUUGAGAUGCUUCACAUGCUUGAGACUCUACAUAGUUCUGGCAUCAUCCAUGGAGAUUUCAAGCCUGAUAACCUUCUUAUUCGUAAUUCCAGAGUUGAUCUGACAGAAGAUAUGGAACAUUUUGUCAGAAGACGGGGGCCUUGGCAGGAUCAGGGGCUUUGCCUUGUUGACUGGGGAAGGGGAAUAGACUUGAAACUUUUCUCAGCUGACACUAUGUUUCAUGGUGAUUGCCGUACUUCAGGCUUUUGUUGUGUUGAAAUGCGAGAAGAUAAACCUUGGAAAUUUCAGGUGGACACUUAUGGCCUCUGCGUCAUUGUUCAUAUGAUGCUGCACAACAAAUAUAUGGAUAUUGAAAAAAAUGUAUCUGCUGAUGGAGGCUGUUUCUUUCUACCAAAAUUACCAUUUAAAAGGUAUUGGAACAUCAAACUGUGGGAUAAUCUUUUUAAAAGGUUGCUCAACGUCCAAUCUUGUGAUGAUCACUUGAAGAUGUUGCGAGAGCUCAGGGAAUCCUUUCAAGAAUAUGUGUUAUCAGACCCGUCCUUUGUAAAGAAACUGAAGGAGUCACUGCGGAAGCAAAGGCUAUCGCUUUGUUCUGCAUAGCUCUCCUAUUAAGAAACUAUUAAUAAAUGUGAAGCAGACAAACAGAAGAUAAGACAUUUGUUGCUUAAAAAAUUUGAUGUAAACUUCUCUUCCAUUUCUGUAAAAGUGUGUCUUUUCUUGCUGGUACUCAGUAAAUUUUAUGAACUUCUGUACUCAUUAUCCAAAAUAGGUGUCAGUGAUCAACUGGAAAUCAGAGGUUCAAUAUAUUGAGGACAUUGAAGACAACUUGCUUUCAUGUAGUUGUAAAGAAUAUGGGGCUCCAAAAGAUCUUCAGAACGUGCAAAAGUGGAGUUUCAAAAUUUAGUUGUAAAGAAUUUGUGAGUACAUCUCUUCUUGAGACAAGAAUUCAUGCAUCUGACGGCAUGAAAGGUACUCUAGGCUUGGAAUUGCAUUUUAUUGGCAUUUUAAUAAAUUAUGAAUUGAAUGUAUAAAGAACAAAUGCUACUUGUUGGAUCAGGUUUAUAUUAUUACUAGUAUUGUGCCCCGGGCAUCUGCCCGGGUUGUUUAUGGAAUUUGAAGAUAAAAUUAUAUUAUAAUUUAAUUUAAUUGAUUGAAAAUAGAAUUUUAAAUUAGCUUUUUUUUUUCUACAAAGUCUAUCUAUAUUUAUGCAACGUGGUACGACACUUGGCGAAAAGUUAAAAUGCUAUACGAUGUUGUCGUGUGGCCUAAUUAUAAGUUUAUUAUUUGGUAUUUUAUCGAAAAUAAAACUCUAAACUAACCAU
Molecule: messenger RNA, 2670 nt
Organism: Chenopodium quinoa (quinoa)
Lineage: Eukaryota; Viridiplantae; Streptophyta; Magnoliopsida; Caryophyllales; Amaranthaceae
Product: mitotic checkpoint serine/threonine-protein kinase BUB1-like
Exons: 14
Coding region: 344-1948 (534 amino acids)
Biological process (GO): mitotic spindle assembly checkpoint signaling; protein phosphorylation; meiotic sister chromatid cohesion, centromeric
Molecular function (GO): protein kinase activity; ATP binding
Source: RefSeq, a predicted model, not a curated record